Messenger RNA from Onychomys torridus (southern grasshopper mouse), 1891 nucleotides. RefSeq names its product cortexin domain containing 1 (gene Ctxnd1). The record is from RefSeq and is a predicted model, not a curated record. Bases 412 to 591 code for a protein of 59 amino acids. The transcript has 3 exons. Lineage: Eukaryota; Metazoa; Chordata; Mammalia; Rodentia; Cricetidae.
UGCUCACAGCCGCUCUUAGCGGCUGCCCGGGGCUCACCGCGCCGCCGCCGGGCGCUGACUCAGCCGCAGUCGGGCUGCUCCGCCGAGCAGGACCUGGAGAGUGCGUGCCCAGAGCCGCCGGGGAAGCACCGCAGCGCUUGAACCGCGGGCUUCCGGAGCUGGAGCUGGGGGCUGGCCCGUUUGGGUCCCCGAGGGAGCGCAUGGGACUCGCCUGGUCAGCCACCUACAGCUCUGCUCUCUGUGAAGCCAUACUGACUCAUUGGCUCAAGCUGUGAUGUUCAGCUGUCCAUCUUGCCUCCUGGAAGAGCUCAACCCAGGGUCUUCCUGAAGUGGUGACCACUCCAGCUGGCAGGGGUAGAAAAUGGUACCAGUCAGGCCAGAGCCCUGGGAGGCCACAGUCACUGCUGCAGGAUGGAGGAACCCACGCCCGAGCCAGUCUAUGUGGAUGUGGACAAGGGGCUGACCUUGGCUUGCUUCGUUUUCCUCUGCCUCUUCCUUGUAGUCAUGAUCAUCCGCUGUGCCAAGGUCAUUAUGGACCCCUACAGUGCCAUUCCCACAUCCACCUGGGAGGAGCAGCACCUGGAUGACUGAGGCAUAGGACAAGUCACAGUGUCCCAGGAUGCACCUCUGCAUACCCUAGCCAACAUCCUCCAAGCACUUGGAGGCUGGCAGUGGUUAUGACCACCCAAAGAUGGAGAAGGCUCACCUUCACCUUAUUGGCUCUCACAUGACCACCAGAGGGAAAUGCCAGCAUGCUAGAGGCAAGGCAAUUUGGGGAAGCCUGGGGAGAAGAGUGCUAAGCCAUGACUCAGGCAAGUGGGGUCCAUCCUGGGACUCCACUGGGAGACUGCAAGGUGAUGGUUCCCUGUCUAGGCUCCUGUGCACCUUUGGAAAAUGAACAAAGAACAGACACUCUGAUCUGCAAACAAUGGUCAGGAGGAGACUGCCCUUCAAAUGCACAGCACAGAGAAGCUGUUGAGAGCCCAGGACCCUUACCUACAGCCUAACAGUGGAGGGGCAGGAAGAAUAGAAAAUUCAGGGGGCUUCUGUAAAUUCUCACAAGGCACACAGCUACUUCCAAAUGGGGUUUGUUUUGUUUUUUUUUUUUUAACUAAAAUAUAGAGGGAUAUAUUUUUCCUGUUAAAAAUGAGAUGUGCAUUUUAGACACCUGGGAAAAUAUAGAAGAAAUAUAGAUAUAAUAAGAGAAAACUAUAAAUAGAAGAAAGGGAAGUGGAAAGCACUUACAGUCUGACUUCCCAGAAGCCAUCAUUUUGAUAUAUUUCUUCAAGUCUUUUUUACAAGAAAUUUUUUAGUAAUUCACACUGUAUGCAUGAUGCUGCAUUGAUUCAUGUGUUAGCUCAGACAUCUUCUGCCUCUCAAAAUACUGUGGCUGUUUUUUUGUGACUGAGAGUAUGCUCUGCAGGUCAUGACUGAAUAUAGUCCUUUUCUUUCUCUAUUUAACUUUUCCACAAUGUUCUCACACAAAUUACUUCACCCAGGAACCUUCAGAAGCCCUGCACUCCAGGAGCUCCAGGCAAGAUCUGGGUUCUAGUCCUGCUACAGCUACUCAAAGGCUGUAUGAUCUUGAGAAAGUCACAGCACUUCUUGUGCCUCAGUUUCCUCACUGUAAGAUGGAAAGGGGAUGUCUGUCUGUCUAUCUGUCAGUGAAAGCAGCCAAGCUACAGUGGGAGCUAAGACUAGGUUGCUGGUGAUCUCUCUUCUCUGUCUUCCUUUCCUCCUCUUCUCCCACACACUGUCACCUACAUCCAUGACCGUGCUAUAAGGAUUCUAGGUCAGAGCCUGCACCCCCCCGCACCCCCCACACCAGCAGCCUCAACUCCUGUGUUCUUGUUCUAUGACCCCUAAAUAAAUCAACACCUGUCAGCUCCAA